Molecule: messenger RNA, 1267 nt
Organism: Galeopterus variegatus (Sunda flying lemur)
Lineage: Eukaryota; Metazoa; Chordata; Mammalia; Dermoptera; Cynocephalidae
Product: zinc finger protein 665-like
Exons: 2
Source: RefSeq, a predicted model, not a curated record
AGAUUUUUGCUUCCAAGAAACCCAGAGAAAUACUCAUGACUUUGAGUUUCAGUGGAGAGAGGAUGAUAGAAAUUACAAUAGAGUGCCUAUGAUAAAAAAAAAUUUUGCUGGUAGAAGGGAUGAACGUGAACGAACAGAUGCAGGAAGCAAGUGUAUUAAUAAUCAGCUUGGAUUAAACUUUGAAUCACAUCUUACUGAACAGCAGCUAUUUCAGGCUGAAGAGAACAUCUAUGAAUGUAAUCAAGUUCAGAAAUCUAUCAACAAUGAUUUCUCAAUUUCACUACCCCGAAGGAAACCUUCUAGCCUCAAAACCCAUAUUUCUAAUAAAUAUGGAACAGUUCCCAUUCGUGAACAGAAAAUACACAUUAUGGGAAAACCUUACAAAUGUAAUGAGUGUGGCAAAGCUUUUAGUCAUGACUCACAUCUCACUCGACAUCAGUUAAUCCAUUCUGGAGAGAAACAACAUAAAUGUGAUAAAUGUGGCAAGGUCUUUAGUCGCAAGUCAAACCUUUCACUACAUCGAAGAAUUCAUACUGGAGAGAAACCUUGCAAGUGUAAUGAGUGUGGCAAAGCCUUUAGUUUACCAUCAACACUUUAUAGACAUCAGAUAAUCCAUACUGGGGAGAAACCUUACAAAUGUAAUGAAUGUGGCAAAGCCUUUAGUGACAUUUCAACCCUUGCCAAACAUCAGAAUAUGCACACUGGAGAAAAACCUUACAAAUGUAAUGAAUGUGGCAGGGUCUUCAGUCGAGCUUCAAGCCUUACAAUUCAUCAUAGAAUUCAUACUGGAGAGAAACCGUAUAAAUGUAAUGAAUGUGGCAAAGUCUUCAAUCGAUGUUCGAGCCUUACAAGUCAUCGCAGAAUUCAUACAGGAGACAAGUGUUACAAGUGUAAUGAGUGUGGCAAGAUGUUCAGUCAACGUUCAAAUCUUUUAAGUCAUCAGAGAAUUCACACUGGAGAGAAAACUCACAAAUGUAAUGAAUGUGGCAAGGCAUUCAGCCAAAUUUCAUAUCUUGCAAGUCAUCAGAGAAUUCACACUGGAGAGAAAACUCACAAAUGUAAUGAAUGUGGCAAGGCAUUCAGCCAAAUUUCAUAUCUUGCAAGUCAUCAGAGAAUUCACACUGGAGAGAAAACUCACAAAUGUAAUGAAUGUGGCAAGGCAUUCAGCCAAAUUUCAUAUCUUGCAAGUCAUCAGAGAAUUCACACUGGAGAGAAAACUCACAAAUGUAAUGAAUGUGGCAAGGCAUUCAGCCGAAUUUCACAUCUC